UCAUCCCAAACAACUCUUCACCAGACCGAGUUCCUCUGUUGCUCUCAAAUGGGUGCUUCAAAUUUUCUUUCCUCCUUUUCUUGUGAAGUAAGAAUUAUACAAGCCAAAAACUUAGAAUUCAACUCCACAGGCAGGCUUUUUGUGAGAUAUUAUCUCUCUGCAGGGAGAAACAAGAGAGUUGAGCUGAAUACCAGGGAAAUCUCCUCAAAAUCUGACCAUUUUUGGAACGAGACCUUCUGCUUGGAGUGCUUUGGAACGGAAGAAUCUCUCAAUGACCUAAAGCAACAGAGUGUUGUUUUCGAGCUCCGGUGGAGAGGCGCGGUGCCCGUGAUCGGGAAAAUGGGAAAGUCAAGGAUUUUGGGCAGGGCGGAAGUGCCAUGGAAAGCUGUUUUUGAGUCAGAAAACAUGGAGAUGGAGAAAUGGGUUACGAUGGUCCCGAUGAACGACCGUGUUCUUGAAGGUGUUAAGCCUCCUUCCUUGGAAGUAGCAAUGAAAGUUGGAGCUCCAGCCAUGGCGGAGCUGGAGCAGAGGAAGAAGUUGAAAAAUCGAGAUGGGUAAGGAUGCAAAGAUGAACAUGAGUGCAGUUUUGUAGAUUAUGAUGCAUUUGCAUUAGCGACUGCUUUGGAGGGGUCUUAGGCACAACUGAAGAAGGGUGGGACCAUUCGUUUUGGGAGGUGUAUAAUUAGGAAAGUAGAAUGAUUAAGAUAUAAUUUUAUCGUACAGCUUUCUCACACAACUUUUUGUUAAUGAUGAAUUAUUUUUACCCUAGUGAGACUCGAAAUAUCUUUUUUUUUUUAAAAAAAAAUAUUUAUUAGU
Messenger RNA from Rubroshorea leprosula, 816 nucleotides. The record is from the annotation of a GenBank genome assembly. Lineage: Eukaryota; Viridiplantae; Streptophyta; Magnoliopsida; Malvales; Dipterocarpaceae.